Vitrella brassicaformis is the source of this 2910-nucleotide messenger RNA. The record is from the annotation of a GenBank genome assembly. Lineage: Eukaryota; Vitrellaceae.
CGAUACAACAGCUGCCUGCUCACACCCACAUCCACGCCUACCUGCCUGGCUUGUCUGCUUCUCUCUCUCACUCUCUGUCCUGUCCCGUCCUGAGUGGGUGAAUUAAGGUACCCCUCUCUCUCUCUCUGAGUGUGCGUGCGUGUGCGUGUCUAUCUUUAUCUCUCCCUGUGUUUCUGUUCCUGGCUCUGUCGCAGAGAGCGCCCCAGUACCAUGACAGACAGACAGACAGACAGUCAGACAGACAGCCUGUCUGUUGGGCAGCCUGCCAGCCUGCCAGCCUUAGGCCGCUUCAUCUCAUCUCGGUAGUGGUUUUUGUGUCGUCAAGUUUUCCUUCUAGUGAACCCCUCACAGUCUACAUCACACCUGCUGCCUCUCUGCCUUUUGUGUGCCGGAGAUGACGGACGCUUCGAUAUAUGUCAGCAGCAGUAUCGGCGAGCACGGCAGUCCUCCGCGUUUGACUCCGAAGCUGGUGCUGGUGUGGACCUGAGCGUCCGUCAUUCAUCGGCACACUGGGAGGUGCAAGACAGAGAGAGGCAGAGCAGAGCAGAACAGACAGACAGACAGCUGCCUGCCUGUGUUCGUACGAGUGGAUUCGGACUCACGUGAUGUCCAAUGGUUUUGGCGUCUCAAUGGCGGCUUCUCGGGGCGGACGCGCGGAUGUCAAGAAGGCGAUCUGGUAGAACAGAUGCCUUCGUUGCGUCCGGGUGGCGGCAUCAUUGAGGAGUGGCCGGUGAGACGCUAGAUCCUUUUGUGACGUCAGGUCCGCAUGGAGGCAGAUACAGGCAGGUGGUGCAGGUGGGUGGUAGGGGAUGCGAGUAAAGGAGCGGACGGAUGGGUCUGUGACGUGUCUGUCAUUCCGUGUCCAGUGUUGUGAGCUGCCCUCGCCACACACGUAUAUGCAUGCCCCAGUGGUGGGUGAGUGAGGUGAGUGGACUCUGCUCUGCUCUGCCCCUGCCCUGCCCUGCCGCACACACGGGCUUCCUGCCUGAUUGCCAAACGCCUGGCUGGAGGCCGUGUGGUGUGUGGGUGGCUGGACAGAUGGAUGGAUGGACCCAGCUCGAUGACCCAUCUCCGUUAAGAGUAUUAGGUGUAUUUCAGUAACCCUCGCACUGAGUGGGCCGGCAAACUCAUCCCAUCCCAUCCCAGUCUGUAUACAGGUCUACACUCUUGCAACUCACUCGUCAAGAGCUGCGUGGGUGUGGCAGCUGCGACAAGCACCAGACGGUCACCGACGGCAAGACACACUGCAACGCAUCCUCGCCCUCAUACACUCGCUGAUCGAUCGUGUCACAUUUCACAGCAACCUUGACUUCACUGCUCGCGGGCCGCUGCUGCUGCUAUGCUGCUGCAGCACUCCCUGCUGGCCCGUGCCCACCAUCAGCCGCCUGGCUGUCAGCCGCCGAUACACUGCUGCCCUCUGCCUCUUGCUGCUGCUGCUGCUGCUCUUCCUUGUGCCUGUCCAUGACAAGCUGCAGCGCCUCGCGCAUCCUCAUGGUGGUGUUGUGGUCCUCACCAAACACCUCUAUUGCACUCUCGAUACCCUUCAGACACACACCACAUACCACACACCAUGACAUGGCAUGACAUGGCAUGGGGGCGCCGUGCACUGUGUGAGAAGGCUCCCCACCCGUGUGAGUGAUAUCUUGGCGAGCAGGUUCUGGGCCCUCUCGGCGUAGGCAAGACCUGAAGCGACAUGUAUGACACGGCGAGGAACGGACGGACAAAAGGCCAGCCACAUCUCUCUGCGUGUGCCGUCAGUGCGUGCGUGUCUGUGUGUAUGUGUGUAUACCAUACCCAGGUUGUAGUAUCCGAUUGCGAUGUAGGGGGUGUUGGGGUUGCCAUCUGUGAGCUGGUAGAGGAUCAGCAGCGCCUCCUCAUAGUCCUCGAUGGCCUUGCCCGGCGCCCCCAGCUCCUGGUACACCGCACCACGCGCAUUCAGCACCUCCGGCAGCGUCGGACACAUCGGCCCGCCCAACUCCUUCCUGAAUGAAUGGCUCAACCACACAACACACACACACCAUGACGAGAGAAGCGGUGAGCACCUGACCGCUUCAUUCCUCGGUCGGUCAGUUGGUUUGUCGGCUGUUUACAUGGUGGUGUAAGCCUUUUCGAGCCACUCGAGCGCCUCGUUGGGGUCGCCCUUGUCUCGGUGUGCGAGGCCGAUCAUGCUGUAGCACUUGGCGAGGGGGAGGGUCUCGACGUGCUCGCCCGCUAUCCUCUGGUACACCUUCAUGGCACGGGUGUACAUCGUGAUGGCGCGCUCGUGGUUGGUGUUCUGGUGGUAACUCAUACCAAGGUCCAAAUACUGAUCUGCAGAGGUGGACCACACCACAAACCAACACACAACACACUCUGGUGGGAGUCGGGUCGUCAGUCAUUCUCCCCAGUGAGUGAGUGUGUUGCAGUACGAACCAACUACCGUACCGGCGAGUUUGGGGUCAUCCAUGGCGCAGACGGUGAGGAGUAUCUUCAUGUGCUGCUCCAUGUCGGCGAUGAUGGCCCGCAUCUUGGCCUUGCUGCUCACGUACCCCAGGUUGAUGUAGGUGUCCGACUGGGGCAAAAACUCCAUCUCCUGAGGCACCUUCCUGAACAAAUCAGACGACUCCGACUCGGCAGCGCCGCCCUCAUCAUUGACAACACCCGGCUCAUCCUCGUUCUCCUUCCCGCUGCCCUCUGCAUCUUGGUGCUGCUGACGUGGGCUCGCCCUGACGUCCACAGGCUCUGCUGCUGAAGCGCUAUCUGUUGAUGCUCUCGCAUCUGCCUGUUCUGAUGGGUGUGGCUGCUGUGGCUGCUGUGAUGACAGCGAUGACGAGAAGGAUCUGGGCUGCAUCUGCAUCAAACAUCCCAGGUGUGGCUGCCGCUGCCUCGACAGUCUGUGCCGCACCAGGCAAGGCGGCGGGUUGGGAACGA